AUGGGAUUGCAGGUCCUUUAUCCCUGCAAUGGAGCAGGGCAGGCUGAAGUGGUGAAGGUGGAACAAAGACACGCCUGCAUGCUGACGCCUAGCAGCGUUGUCGCCGUACACGGCCUUAAUGGAGACCCGAAAAACACCUGGACGAAUGAUAAGACGCAUGCGUUUUGGCUGAAGGACUUCCUACCGCGCGACGUGCCGAACGCGCGGGUGAUGACUUUUGGAUACAAUGCUGACGCAGCGUUUAGCAAUUCAACAUCGGACAUCAUAGAUCAUGCCAAGAGCUUGCUCAGCAGUUUGGUUGAUGAGCGUGAGGAAAAGGAUGAAAUGCUAAGACCCAUUGUAUUUGUGGGUCAUUCGCUGGGUGGAAUCGUGAUAAAACAGGCGCUGUUUCAAGCACGAAUCGAGCAGAGGUACAGCAGCAUCAGCAAGUCUACCAUUGGGAUAAUAUUUCUCGGCACUCCUCAUCGGGGGAGUGAGAAAGCGGCAUACGGAAAGCUUCUGGCUACUCUUGCAGCUACAGUUAUGAAUCGACCUCCACCCCGUCUCCUCAACGCAUUGCAAACGAACAGCAGUGAAUUAAUGCGACUCACCACGGAUUUUCGCUUCCAACUCCCAAGGUAUGAGGUCUUUAGUUUCUAUGAGACUAAGCCUGUAGGGAAGUUGUCAACCUUGGUUGUAGAAAAACAUUCGGCGCUGUUGGAAAUCGACGGAGAAGAGCAGAUACCAGUGAACUUAAACCACUUGGAUAUGUGUAAAUUCACAGACCGCGAUGACGAGGUGUAUAAGAAACUGUUUAAGAGGAUACGGAGGCUGAUUAAGGAAGAAAACACUAGCCUCCCUGAUAGUUCCCAUGCUGACAGGAUCAUGUCUUCAAACAGACACUACUGUGUACCAUAUGACCCAACUGGAAUAUACACAGGGCGUGAUAAUGUUCUUGAUGACCUUCAUGACAGUUGCUUGCCUCCAACUACAGCAAACGGGUCGACAAUGCAGAAGCGUUUCAUUUUAUAUGGGCUUGGAGGAUCAGGCAAGACUCAAACUUGCCUGAAGUUCGCUCAAGAAUAUCGAGAGAGGUUCUGGGGAAUCUUUUGGAUUGAUGCAAGCAGCCGGGACACAGCUCAUCAAGGGUUACUAGAAGUUGCCCGAAUAUUGGGACUUGGUGAGGAUACCGGGGCGGUAAAGCAAUGGCUCUCGAAUAGCUUGCAGCCUUGGCUUCUUAUUCUGGACAAUGCCGAUGAUCCAUCUAUGGAUGUGUCUGAAUUUUUCCCGGCCGGCAACAGAGGCACCAUACUGGUCACUACACGCAAUCCUGAGUGCAAAAUCCACGCAACGGUAGGCUCCUGCGAGUAUGGCGGAAUGGAUGUAGAGGAGGCCAUUACACUCCUCUUGAGGGCAGCUGGAGUGGAAGAUACUGAUGAUAGAGCCUCGCGGGAAGCAGCAGCGCCUGUGGCGAAGAUUCUGGGGUGGCUUGCGCUCGCAAUCGUCCAAGCCUGCGCAUACGUGCGAAAGGGUCUCUGCCGCAUUGACGAGUACUGCGACAUCUAUUCUCGCCAUCGAGAAAAGUUGCUAAGUUAUCGCUCAGUCCAAGGACAGUCUGAAUACCAACACACAGUUUACACAACGUGGGAGAUCUCCAUUGAAGCGAUCAAGAAGCAGCCAGAGAAAUGCUCCAGUCAUGCCAUUGAGCUAAUAGGAAUAUUCUCCUUUUUGCAUUACGAGGGGAUCCGCGAAGAUAUCUUUGAACUGGCGCAUAAAAAUAUUCACAAUGGAAUAGUGGAGUCUAACAACAUAACCGACCUACAUUGCACAGGCUCACCGAAAGACCAACCGCAAUGGGAUCCCAUGGUGUUUCGAGAAGCAGCGUCUCUCCUAGCAUCCUUUUCGCUCAUAAAGAUUGAAGAAAUGGGGCGUCGUAUAUCAAUGCAUCCGCUGGUACAUGUGUGGGCUAGAGACUGCCUCUCGGAUUCAAUGCAGAGGCAGUACUGGACUGCGGCAAGUUCAAUUGUAGCUGCUGCCAUAACUGAUGGAUAUCAGGUGUCAGACUAUCAGUUCCGACGGUCGUUGGUACCUCACAUUGACUCAUGCGUCUCUUUAUGCAAGGACAGGCCGUUUAUAAGUGCAUUCUCUGGGCCGGGUCGGAUUUACAUGGGGAUAAGGUUUGCAAAAGUAUUCGAAGAGAAUGGUCGUCUCCUGAGCGCGUUCGAACUACGGGAGAAGAUAUUUGAAGCAAGCCAAAGAACGCUUGGCCACGAGCACCCUGACACUCUUACGGCGAUGGCCAACCUUGCAAUCAUCUAUAAAGACCUGGGACGCAGGAAAGAAGCCAUGGAGCUGGAAGAGAAGGUGUUUGAGGCAAGGCAGAGAACGCUUGGCCACGAGCACCCUGACACUCUUGACGCGAUGACCAACCUUGCAAUUAGCUAUGGAGGCCUGGGACGCAGGCAAGAAGCCAUGGAGCUGGAAGAGAAGGUGUUUGAGGCGAGGCAGAGAACGCUUGGCCACGAGCACCCUGACACUCGUGACGCGUUGACCAACCUUGCAAUUCUUAAAGGCAGAUCAGGAUUUGCCUACCGUUGA
Messenger RNA from Metarhizium robertsii ARSEF 23, 2577 nucleotides. RefSeq lists its product as uncharacterized. The record is from RefSeq and is a predicted model, not a curated record. The transcript has 8 exons. Bases 1 to 2577 code for a protein of 858 amino acids. NCBI's taxonomy places the organism in Eukaryota, Fungi, Ascomycota, Sordariomycetes, Hypocreales, Clavicipitaceae. Gene Ontology annotation, molecular function: protein binding.